AAAUUAUCCAACUUUUUUUGUUUCAAAGCUGCGAAGUCGCCAUCUUGUUGGAUGUUGAAAAUUAUUGGAAAAUUGAAAGAAUUUUCUCUUAAUUUUAUUUAUUUUCGUGUUUUAUGUGUUGUAAUUAGAAAUGUCUAAGCGUCGUAUUGAAGUGAUGGAUCCCUUUAUCAAAAAGAAAAGGGAAGAGAAGGCGGCCGCGGCUGCCAAGUCUGGCGGUAGCGGCGAGUCCUCAGAGUCUGCACUAGCAACUCUAGGCACCAGUAUGCCUCCAACUGCUACCAGCACUCCGGGUGUCAACCCUUUCACUGGUCUACCACACUCUCAGCGCUACCACGAGCUCCUACGUAGACGUCUCGGCCUCCCAGUAUGGGAAUACAAAAAUGACUUCAUGAGACUUCUAAACAACCACCAGUGUGUUGUCCUUGUCGGUGAGACUGGCUCAGGAAAAACCACACAGAUACCGCAAUGGUCAGUAGAGUUCGCUGCUGUUACUGCGGGCAAAUCCAAAGGCGUAGCUUGUACACAACCAAGAAGAGUGGCCGCCAUGUCAGUAGCUCAGAGAGUUGCUGAAGAAAUGGACGUAGCUUUAGGCCAGCAAGUUGGUUACAGCAUCCGUUUUGAAGACUGUUCCGGACCACAAACCAUACUUAAGUACAUGACAGAUGGUAUGUUGCUGAGAGAAGCGAUGUCAGACCCCAUGUUAGAACAAUACAGAGUUAUCCUCCUUGAUGAGGCUCACGAGAGAACAUUGGCCACUGAUAUUCUUAUGGGGGUCUUAAAAGAAGUUAUUAAACAGAGAGCCGAUCUCAAACUAGUUAUUAUGUCUGCUACGCUAGACGCUGGCAAGUUUCAACAGUACUUUGACAACGCACCGCUAAUGAAUGUCCCUGGUCGAACCCAUCCCGUAGAGAUAUUCUACACUCCACAACCAGAAAGAGAUUACUUAGAAGCAGCUAUCCGCACUGUCAUACAAAUCCACAUUUGCGAAGAAAUCGCUGGAGACAUUCUUCUUUUUUUGACUGGUCAAGAGGAAAUUGAGGACGCUUGUAAGAGGAUUAAGAGGGAAAUUGAUAAUUUGGGUCCAGACGCUGGGGAGUUGAAGUGUAUACCAUUGUAUUCUACACUGCCGCCGAAUUUGCAACAGAGGAUUUUCGAGCCGGCGCCACCGAAUCGGGCUAAUGGAGCGAUCGGACGAAAAGUAGUCGUAUCUACAAAUAUUGCUGAGACCUCGCUGACUAUAGAUGGCGUGGUGUUCGUGAUAGACCCCGGUUUUGCUAAACAGAAAGUGUACAAUCCUCGUAUUCGUGUGGAGUCUCUCCUAGUGUCCCCAAUUAGUAAGGCGUCCGCCCAACAGAGGGCGGGGCGAGCCGGUAGGACGCGGCCUGGUAAAUGCUUCAGACUGUACACGGAGAAAGCAUAUAAAAAUGAAAUGCAAGAUAAUACUUAUCCGGAAAUUUUAAGAUCGAACUUAGGAUCUGUAGUUUUGCAGUUGAAAAAACUUGGCAUCGACGACUUGGUGCAUUUCGACUUUAUGGACCCCCCCGCGCCCGAGACGUUGAUGAGGGCACUCGAGCUACUCAACUACUUGGCUGCUCUGGAUGAUGACGGCAAUCUGACGGACCUGGGCGCUGUGAUGGCGGAGUUUCCCUUGGACCCUCAGCUCGCCAAGAUGUUGAUCGCCAGCUGCAACCACAACUGUUCCAAUGAGAUCCUCUCCAUCACUGCUAUGCUGUCAGUACAACAAUGCUUCGUGCGACCCAACGAGGCUCGCAAGGCGGCGGACGAGGCUAAGAUGAGAUUCGCACACAUUGACGGGGACCACCUCACGCUACUCAACGUCUACCAUGCUUUUAAACAGAAUAUGGAAGACCCACACUGGUGCUAUGAUAACUUCAUCAACUACCGGUCACUAAAGUCUGGAGACAAUGUACGUCAGCAACUCAGCAGGAUCAUGGAUAGGUUUAACUUGAAGAGGACGAGCACAGAGUUCACAAGCAAGGAUUACUAUAUAAAUAUAAGGAAAGCACUAGUUAAUGGAUUCUUUAUGCAGGUAGCCCACUUAGAGCGUACAGGUCACUACUUGACAGUGAAAGACAACCAGGUCGUCCAGCUCCACCCCAGCACGUGCCUGGACCACAAGCCCGACUGGGUCAUCUACAACGAGUUCGUGCUCACUACCAAGAACUAUAUCCGGACUGUCACUGAUAUCAAACCGGAAUGGCUCCUGAAAAUAGCCCCACAGUACUACGAACUGAACAACUUUCCCCAGUGCGAGGCGAGGCGACAGCUAGAGUUACUGCAAGCAAGACUCGACUCCAAAGCCUACCAGGAAGGGUUCUAGGACAUCAGACAGACACUCGUUACUGUAAUAUAGCUCUUGUGUCCAUACGAAUAAAGGUGGCCACAAGAGCGCCGCUGGUAAAAUGUAAUAUUGAAAUAGUGUUUAGAACAGUUAGACACAGCUAGUUGGAAGACAACAAUACACUUAGCUUUAGUUAAGCUUACAUUUUUAUUCAGCUCACAUUGUCUACAUUGCCGAGCUGGUCUCGGGUUCGAUUCCCACUCUGGGAGGAGGUAAUGUCACUCCUGCCAACACUUCCUUGGAAGAAGCUAUCACGAGACAUGUUCAUAUUAAACAGCUUAUUCGCGUAAUUGACGAGCCAACUCGACCGGUUUCGAUCAUAGGCAUCCGGUGUAACUCGAAAGCAGUCGAGUUGGCUCGAAAAGUUACGUAAGUAAACUAUUAUGUAUGCUAAAUAUUUUGAUUGUACCAGUAUAUGAGAAUUUGUUAAUUUAUCAAUAGUGUAAAAUUGUGUUUUAUAAAUUAUCUGUCAGAUAAAUGUAUCAGGGAGUAUGUUUAAGCGAGGCGUGACGGAAAACUGUUUCCUGUUAUUUGUAUAACUUAAAUAAACCUAUUUUGUACUGUAAACUAAAGGGGAAUUUUAACUGCACCUCCAUUUAGAAAUUAAGCUAACAACAUUUCUUCAUUACAGCGUAUCGAAUAAAUGAC
Messenger RNA from Spodoptera exigua (beet armyworm), 3010 nucleotides. NCBI's taxonomy places the organism in Eukaryota, Metazoa, Arthropoda, Insecta, Lepidoptera, Noctuidae. The record is from the annotation of a GenBank genome assembly.